AUGACUCCGGACGUGUGGAUGACCGCUCCGCCGAUGCGCGAGGGGUCGCCCAGCCCGGGAUGCAUCUACGGCUGGGCCGGCUGCCCCAUACUCCUGGGGAGGAGGGCCAGCGACCCAAUAGGCCAGCCCUCGGCCGAGGGCGCUGCCCCCAUGGACCACACGUUCUGCUUGGGCGCCGACCUGGCCACGGAGCUUCGAGAGUGCUCCAGACCCACCCCGUCGAGAGACGACGGCACACCCUUUUGGUACCGCGCCGAUCACAUCCAGGACCAUGAUGUUCUUACGGCACUGCGCGCCAAGGCAAACGUGUUUUCGAAGAUGGCGGGCGGGGCGCCGUCGCCGUCGGCAGCGGUUCAGGGGAGCCCCGGUGCUGAUGACGACGGCUACGCCAGGAUGAUAUCGUGCGCCCAGACGAUCGUGUCAGAGAGCGCGGCCAGAGUUCCCAGUCAGACGAGUGGCCUCCCGCCCGCCCGACCGGAGGACCCUUUUCAAGCCAUCACCGGCGCCCAAAUCGUCGGGCAAGAUCCGGACAGCGGAAAAUGGACGCUGGAGCUGCAUGUGACCACGGUGGUGUCGGGCUUCAUCAUAGCACCCAGCCAAAGUUGGCUCAGGCUCCUACGAUUAUGGGUCAUCGGGGAGAUCCAUGACCAAUCCGAUCCUUGA
Ostreobium quekettii is the source of this 663-nucleotide messenger RNA. The record is from the annotation of a GenBank genome assembly. Lineage: Eukaryota; Viridiplantae; Chlorophyta; Ulvophyceae; Bryopsidales; Ostreobiaceae.